AUGUUUCAGUCGUCGCGCCGGACGUUCCGGUUUUCCGCCCGACAGAGGAAGGCAGCAGAUGGCACAGCAGAGGAAUCGCUUUCGCUGAGCCAAAGGUUGAAGAAACUCUCGAGGGAGUACGGCUGGUCGGCCGUGGGUGUGUAUCUGGCCUUGAGCGUUCUCGACUUUCCCUUUUGCUUCAUGCUUGUUAGAAUAGUUGGCACAGACAGGAUCGGGCAACUUGAGCAUUGGGUCGUCUCCAAUCUCAAGAAAGUGAUCCCUGAUUCGGUCCAGAACUGGUGGUCCGAAUACAGGGCCGCGCUUAGCAAGGCUGAAACCGAACAGCUGGGCAGCGAUGAUAUCAGUGAAGCCGUCGAAAUGGCAGGUUGGGGAGUAGAGGAGGCGGAACGGCGCAACAAGGCGGAAGCUAGCUUGGGAACUCAGCUGGCGUUGGCCUACGCAAUCCACAAAAGUUUCAUAUUCCUCAGAGUGCCUCUGACCGCGGCGGUAACACCAAAGGUUGUCAAGGUGCUCAGAUCAUGGGGAUGGCAGAUCGGCAAACGGCGGAGCAAAUAA
Colletotrichum spaethianum is the source of this 555-nucleotide messenger RNA. RefSeq lists its product as uncharacterized. Gene Ontology annotation, cellular component: mitochondrion. The record is from RefSeq and is a predicted model, not a curated record. Lineage: Eukaryota; Fungi; Ascomycota; Sordariomycetes; Glomerellales; Glomerellaceae. The transcript has 3 exons. Bases 1 to 555 code for a protein of 184 amino acids.